CGAAGCGUUAGGUCGUUUGUCAAUACGACGAUGGGUAGAGUAACGGUAGGUGAACAUACGCGGGAGGAUUCCAGCGUUUCGCUGUUUGUCACGCCGGAUUUCCCUCGCACCAAGCUAUACCGUUGGACAAUGUAUAUUUGUAUCUUUAUUGGAUUUUCACUCGAUCGGGGGCAAAAACUUUAUCCGUUUGUGUUUGGUCUCUCGGUAGAUUUUUCCCUGCAAUCGGUUUUUAAUUUGAUAGAUAACUGAGUGGAAAUAGUUUGUUGGAAACUAUUUUGAUGAAUAAAUUCCUGUGAUGAGAGGAUUAAAUAUUUCUGCAAUUACUUAUCUCCUGAUGUCUCAGUGGUCAAUCAAGACUUGACAAAGAUAUUGUCGUAGCGUAGGUCCUUGCAGAAAAACCCCCAGAGCUUUAUGCAACACCGGGUGCAGGAGUCAACGGCUAACCGGGAAAAAAUGAUAUUCCGAUAAAUUGCUAGAUGGCUGUAACGAAUGAGAAGAAUCGAGAAUAUCCCAAGGGCCACGCGCCCGCAGAAGGGUAGAACGAGGCAGGAGUUAGGUCUGAAUAUAAAGAGAGUAUACAAGGCCGGAAAAGGGUAGAACAAGGGGGUAUGUCCAGUUAACAAGGACAAAAAGCUGAACCAGUACGACUGCACACGAACACGAAAAGUAAAAGAGACAGUGAACAAUAGCCUUGAUAAAGGAGGACAGAAUGCAAACUGACCCACCACAGGAGGAACAAGGAUAUCCAACACGGGAGAGAGGGAGAGAGAGAGGAUGAUUCCAACGAGAAGAGUUCCGCCGAAAGACAAAACGACAAGAGCUGAUGAGCGUGUGAGGAGGAUAAAGUGACCAAUUGGUUAAACGAAGAGAGGCACAGGGGCCAAGCCUGUGGAUGAAGCUGUGUGGUUGAAGUGAGGUGGUAAAAGAUAGAAAGCACAGAGGGAGUGGAAAGAACGUUGAAUGAAGUGAGAUAGAAUCAGGUGGCUGAUGUCGAAAGGGUGGUGGAAAGCAGCGUGCGGUUCUGUGGUGGUGGUGGGGUUGAGACAGGAUGAUGUUGGAGGAGGAUGGAAGAGAUGGGUAUAGGUUAGGAGGGGGAUGCUGCGUGUGUUGGCAUGGACCAGUGCGUCAACGGCUGUUGCCUCAUACGUACCGCCCCAAAAUUAUAGUUAGUGGUCCAUCGGGCAUACCCUACGAUACAACCGGCAAGUGGAAGACGAUUUACAUCGACCAUUACCACCUUUUCAUUCUUGAGAUUAUCUUCCCUGACGAUUGAUCGUCAACAUCCGUAGAUUUGAAAAAAACGAACUCGCAUUUGUGUGUUGUGAUUAGAAUUGGAUUCACCAGGAAUUUGUUACGUGUUAUGUAGAGUGCGAUCGAGUGAUAAAUAAAGGGAGAUGUGAUAUGGAGAAAGAUGCCCUAGAGGGGAUUUACCCUGGAGUUGGUCAGACGGUCAAUGGGAAUUAUAAUAAACUAAUCCACCAGUGAAUUGUUAAUGAGGAAAAUAGUGACUGAAAGUUCGUUUCCGGGGACUUGAUAUUCGGGAAAUGUAGGUGUAAUCAUCCAGACGAUAAUUCAGAUGGUGAUGACCCUGGAAAGGGCUGGUAAGAAGCUCUGAUCCUUGAUAAGGAAUAUUCCCGAGGGAGAUGAGAAUAUCCGAAAUACGAGAAAGAGAUUUGAAUGCGAAGUUAAGCAGUGAGUGUCUCAACCGUCGCAACAGUGGAAAAGGACUUCCAGUAUCAGACGCAUUGGAAAAAGUUGGAAUUAACAGCGGUAAACAACUCCCCGUCACGAUAUUGAUCAUCAUCACGAGGAUUGUCAUCUUCAAGCGAUCUCCGAUGACGUUAAUUGUGCCGAGGAUGUAAGUCUCAAUCAACCCUCAAAAUUCAGACCCAAAAGUCAAACCCUUGCGAUAAAUAUCCGCGCAACAACGUGGUCAUACCGAAAAAGCUUAACCACGUGCCACUUUGACACGCGGUAUUCCGUGCGUAGACCGUGUGGGGGGUUUGAAUCGUACACCCCCGCGUUCUUUUCCCCUAUUUUUUUCCACUCCCACCACGGCAACAUCACUCCAACCCUCUCACUCACCCCCAUGCAUUCAAUAUCGUUUGGUCUUUCCCCUCUGUUCCAUUCUGCCAACACAUCACCAGCCUUCAACUGCUCGCGUGGUACUUUUUUCCCCUAUUUUCGUCGUACUCACUUGCUUUUUAUUCGCCGCUCAGCUUUCAUUCGCUGUAUAUCAACAGCCGCGUGUCACCAGCCAGAUGACGUAUGCUAAAAUUAGUGAAUGAAUGUUGACGUCACGCGACGAGUGCCAGACUGGCAAUUGAGUGGUGUUCUUGACUGAUUGAAAUUGGUUUUUUUUUUCUUCACUCAAGCUGAAGGACACGAUUAUCACUGAUGGUUGUUGAUGGUAUCGUCAAUAACACGGGGACACUUUAAUUUGCAGUUCGUUAAACAAUUGUUGAUAAUGUCAAUCGCAAUGAAGAUCAAAGUUCUGGACGUCCGUAACAAAAUCGUCAAUAAAUUACUUCCAUAGAUUGAAAUCUGAUUCAGAAUCGAGUGGUUAAGGAAGAAAAGCAAUCAGCCGUCGGAAGAUCGUGAAACGAUGAUUACAAUGAACUUGAGACACCGUGGGCCCCUCUAACCAGAUGCUCUGAUUGCCUAUGGAUAUAUUCGGCCGUUGUAAUGGGCCUGGUGGUAGUGGUGGAGCAAUAACAGGAACAAGUGGUACCGUACGAACGGCUACAGUCGCCGAUUCAGCGACAGCGAGUGGAAACGAAACGGUCGAGGCUAACGGAACAGGUGGCAGAAUGCAAUUGACUGGUGCAUCGGCUCCUGGGACAGCGGCAUCACCCGAGUCCGGGGUAUCACCGCUAGCUGAUGCCUACACCAAGAUGACAACGGAUAUAUUGACGGAGAGAACACUGGGUGAUUUUGUCAGUGAGCAUCCGGGCGAGCUUGUCAAGACAGGAUCUCCUCACUUAGUCUGCACUGUAUUACCCGCUCAUUGGAGAUCCAACAAGACCCUACCAGUAGCAUUCAAAGUGGUAGCACUGGGAGAAGUUGGUGACGGUACAUUAGUGACUGUCAGAGCGGGUAAUGAUGAAAAUUGCUGCGCCGAACUGAGAAAUUCUACGGCGUUAAUGAAGAAUCAAGUAGCUAAGUUCAAUGAUCUGAGGUUCGUUGGACGAAGUGGCAGAGGAAAGAGCUUUACCCUGACGAUAACCGUUUCCACGUCUCCCCCUCAAGUGGCAACGUACACCAAGGCCAUCAAAGUCACUGUGGAUGGGCCACGAGAGCCGAGAUCCAAGACCAUGCUAUCAUUUCUAGGGCAUCAACAACAGUUUCACGCAUUCGCUUUUGCGUCACAGCGGGGAACACCCUUCUUUGCAUCACCUCUGGUCGAUUCACUUCAACCACUACCAAAUCCACUCCAACCACUGCCGAAUCCACUGCAACCGAGGGAUCCACUGUCGUCAUUUAGACACGCGAUGCCCGGAAAUUGUCAGAACAUGUCUCAGUUUGGAUUGACAGCUGGCAACUCCUGGGGUUAUGGCAGUACAGCGGGUUACGCUGGUUACUUGCCUGGCCCAUUGUCAUCCUGCGCUGCUCAAGCACCAUUUCCACCACCACCACCACCACCACCUCCACCACCACCACCAACGUCUACCUUGGCUUCUUUCGCUAGUUCAACGGGAAUGAAUACACCAACGGCCCCCGAUUCCACGGCCGGGACUACUUCGUCGGGUAACAGCAGUCGAGCACCACAACAAGAUGCUUUUUCAGCAGUGUCCUCAUUGGUUCCAGAUACAACAACCCCCGGUCAAACCGAUCCCCUGGAUCCCCUGUCUUCUCUGAUGUCCGGUACAGCCAGUCAAAGAUACCAAGACUACGUAUCACCGAGAUCUCUGUCGACCGAUUCCAACACAACUGAUAGUCCCGUUCACGAGGAGGGCUUCGGUCAAAAUUACAAUUACUUUCCAACACCGGGUGUUCUACCGAGUAUCCUAUACUCGCAGAUCUACGGAAAUCAGUUUCAAAAUUCCGAGAGCCCCGAACAAACGGCCGUCGCCGAGAGUUGCAGUGUUAGACAAGAGGAAGUUAGACCGGAUAAUAAUGUAUGGAGGCCGUACUGAAAAUUAAUAAAAUAGAGUGAACAUUGGUGCUUGUGAAAUUACGGUGUUAUUUAAUUUGAGAGCAUCAACUGACUCUCAUCAAUGUAAAUUUCAUAAACUUUGAGGCUAACAAAGUCGAUUAAAAAAAAAACAACACUUGGGCAUUAAACCUUGUAAUACGUAGGGCGUGAGAUGAAUUUCAACGCUUUAAAAAGUCAGAGGCGAUCUUAGUGGUACCAUUGAUUUAAUUGGUUGUGUCCCCCGGUCGUCAUCGAUAUCAUUAUCGAACAAUAAACUGAGUAUUUGCGGAUGAGACUCAGCAAGGUAUGAAGAGUGAGAUUUAAUCAUGAGAGUGAGACUGAAGCAUGUAAAUAAAAAAAUGAAGUUGUAAAUAUAGAAUAUCCGGGGAAGCAGAUACCAAAAAGAAAACCGACAAAAGCAGAAUGCAUUUUACAUUUUACGUUUUCAUAGUAUAUUUGUGUUAUUUAAUAUUUGGAUCACGUGCAAUAUUCGAUCAUUGUCUUAUUGAUAAUUUUGUUGAUUAAUUUUCAUAGCCAUAAUUAACAAUUUUCCUGUGAAGCAUGUAAAAGCCUGACAACUAGCUUCUGAAUUCUACCGAAGUGAAUGUCUUGAAAAAAAUUACGAAACAAUUACACUGACGAUUGAAUAAAUAAUUUCGCAUAUACAUAUCUACCGACUAUUGUUGUCGUAGUUUUUG
Molecule: messenger RNA, 4833 nt
Organism: Diachasmimorpha longicaudata
Lineage: Eukaryota; Metazoa; Arthropoda; Insecta; Hymenoptera; Braconidae
Product: runt-related transcription factor 1-like
Exons: 6
Coding region: 2664-4136 (490 amino acids)
Biological process (GO): regulation of DNA-templated transcription
Cellular component (GO): nucleus
Molecular function (GO): DNA-binding transcription factor activity, RNA polymerase II-specific; ATP binding; RNA polymerase II cis-regulatory region sequence-specific DNA binding
Source: RefSeq, a predicted model, not a curated record